This is a messenger RNA of Passer montanus (Eurasian tree sparrow), 1242 nucleotides long. It is a transcript of the gene MLNR, whose product is annotated as motilin receptor. Gene Ontology annotation, cellular component: plasma membrane. Gene Ontology annotation, molecular function: G protein-coupled peptide receptor activity. Lineage: Eukaryota; Metazoa; Chordata; Aves; Passeriformes; Passeridae. Gene Ontology annotation, biological process: G protein-coupled receptor signaling pathway. The transcript is spliced from 2 exons. Bases 15 to 1100 code for a protein of 361 amino acids. The record is from RefSeq and is a predicted model, not a curated record.
GUACCUCCGGCGGGAUGCGGCGCGGCGGCGGCGGGAACGGCACCGCGGGCGAGCCCGAGUGGCCGUGGCCGUGGCCGCCCUGCGACGAGCGGCUGUGCCUGGCGCUGCCCAUGUGGGUGCUCGUUCCCAUCACGGCCGUCUGCCUGGGGCUCUUCGUGGUCGGCGUGGCGGGCAAUGUCCUCACGGUGCUGGUCAUCCGCAGCUACCGCGACAUGAAGACCACCACCAACCUCUACCUGGGCAGCAUGGCCGUCUCGGACCUGCUCAUCCUCAUGGGGCUGCCCUUCGACCUCUACCGCCUCUGGCGCUCCCGGCCCUGGAUCUUCGGGCAGCUGUUGUGCCGCCUCUCGCACUACCUCAGCGAGGGCUGCACCUACUGCACCAUCCUGCACAUCACCGCCCUCACCGUGGAGCGCUACCUCGCCAUCUGCUUCCCCCUCAAGGCCAAGGUGGUCGUCACCAAGCGCCGGGUGAAAGCCACCAUCGGCGUCCUUUGGGCCUUCGCCUUGCUCUCCGCCAGCCCCUUCUUCUUCCUGGUCGGCGUGGAGCAGCCCGACAACCACACCGACUUCAGCCGCGAGUGCAAGCCCACCCCGCAGGCGCUGCAGUCCGGCCUGCUGGCCACCAUGUUCUGGGUCACCACCUGCUACUUCGUGCUGCCCGUCACCUGCCUCAGCGUCCUCUACGGCUGCAUCGGCCGAGAGCUGUGGCGGAGCAACACCCGCCUGCGGGGCCCCAGCUCGCUCCUCCGGGAGAAGGGGCACCGCCAGACAGUCAGGAUCUUGGCUGUGGUGGUUCUGGCCUUUGUAAUUUGCUGGUUGCCUUUCCACAUUGGCAGGAUCAUAUUUAUAAACACCCGGGACAUGAGGACGAUGCUGUUCUCCCAGUACUUUAAUAUAUUCGCCCUGCAGCUUUUCUACCUGAGCGCAUCCAUCAACCCUGUCCUCUACAACCUCGUUUCGAAGAAGUACAGGGCAGCAGCCUGCAAGCUGCUGCUGCCACGGCCAGCUGCAGAAAGGGCUUUCACUGUAACAAAAGAUGCUGGGGGCUACACAGAGACCAGCGCCAGCACACGGCACGAGUACACCACCAGCUUCUGAGGCUGCCCCCCGCGCUUCUUCAGGCAUUCUUGCCUAAGGAUGGGAGCUUCCUUCUCACUGGAGAGUGGCAAAAGGAUGGACAUUUGUUAGGGCAUGUGGUGUUUCAUAACUGUAUUUUGGGAUACCUGUAUUUUUGAGAACA